GGAAGGAAAAGAGUUCAAAGAUGCAGACAUCUAUGAGAUGAACCCCCCUAAGUACGACAAGAUUGAGGACAUGGCCAUGAUGACCUACCUGAAUGAAGCCUCUGUGUUGUAUAACCUCAAAGAGCGUUAUGCAGCAUGGAUGAUCUAUACCUACUCUGGGCUCUUCUGUGCCACGGUGAACCCCUACAAGUGGCUCCCUGUGUACGACGAAGAGGUUGUCAACGCCUACAGAGGGAAGAAGAGGGUGGAGGCUCCACCCCAUAUCUUCUCCGUCUCUGACAACGCCUUUCAGUUCAUGAUGAUUGAUAAGGAGAACCAGUCCGUCCUGAUUACCGGAGAAUCCGGUGCAGGAAAGACUGUCAACACCAAGCGUGUCAUCCAGUACUUUGCCACCAUUGCAGUGUCUGGUGGCAAGAAGGAAGCAGACCCCAGCAAAAUGCAGGGGUCUCUUGAGGAUCAGAUCAUUGCAGCUAACCCUCUGCUGGAGUCUUACGGUAAUGCCAAGACAGUGAGGAACGACAACUCGUCUCGCUUUGGUAAAUUCAUCAGGAUUCACUUCCAGGCUGGUAAACUGGCUAAAGCUGACAUUGAAACCUACCUGCUGGAGAAGUCCAGAGUGUCCUUCCAGCUGCCCGAUGAGAGAGGCUACCACAUCUUCUUCCAGAUGAUGACAGGCCACAAACCUGAGCUAGUUGAAUUGGCGCUUCUCACCACCAACCCCUACGACUUCCCCAUGUGCAGCCAGGGUCAGAUCGCUGUGGCCAGCAUUAAUGACAAUGAAGAGCUGGAUGCCACAGAUGAAGCCAUUACAAUCCUGGGCUUCACUAAUGAGGAGAAGCUUGGAAUCUACAAGCUGACAGGAGCUGUAGUGCACCAUGGCAACUUGAAAUUCAAGCAGAAGCAGCGUGAGGAGCAGGCCGAGCCAGACGGCACAGAGGUGGCUGAUAAAAUUGCCUACCUGCUGGGCCUGAACUCAGCUGAGAUGUUGAAAGCUCUGUGCUACCCCAGAGUGAAGGUCGGCAACGAGUAUGUGACCAAGGGACAAACUGUGGCACAG
Oncorhynchus nerka (sockeye salmon) is the source of this 1057-nucleotide messenger RNA. RefSeq names its product myosin-2-like. The transcript has 10 exons. Gene Ontology annotation, cellular component: vesicle; actin cytoskeleton; cytoplasm. The annotation marks the transcript as partial. Gene Ontology annotation, molecular function: ATP binding; actin filament binding; microfilament motor activity. Gene Ontology annotation, biological process: vesicle transport along actin filament; actin filament organization. The record is from RefSeq and is a predicted model, not a curated record. NCBI's taxonomy places the organism in Eukaryota, Metazoa, Chordata, Actinopteri, Salmoniformes, Salmonidae.